UUCGAGCGGUUGGGAAGCUUUCUUCCUCGGUUGGUUGGCUAGUGAAAAGUGCAAAACUUUGGGGGUUCACCGCAGAAAAAAAGAAGGUUGAAGAUGAAAGUGUUUUUUUUUUGUUGGGUGGAAAAACUUUGAAGGUCCUUUUUGUUUGAAAAGGAAUUGCGGUUAAGUUUGGUGAAAGGAAACUUUGGCCGGGAACGUUUCGGCAUCCUCCCCAGCGCAGAGCGUUUCUCAUUCGCCACUUCCGGGAAGACGGUAAAACGUUCAACUCAAAACUAGGAAAAUCCAGCCGUCACUGUUUUGUUUUGGCAUAUCGCAAAAAGUCAGCGCCCCAAAAAAAGUGUUCAAGAACUGAUUCAGAUAGUGUGUAGCAAAUGUAAAAAGCAAAAAGUUAAAAAAAAAAUAAAGUGAAAAGUGGAAACUCCCAACGGGGGGGAGACACUCCGCCAGCUCUAAGCUCCAAGCUGGUCGGGUGCAGAAAAAAGUGUCAAAGUGAGAAAAUGAUUCCCAACCCUGAGCAAUCAACGUUGUCACGAGUGAAUUCCCCGGCGAUGGCUGGGGCGGCCUCGAAGGUGGAGGUCCGUGGGAAGAUGGCCCCGGAAAAUGGCGGCGACGGCCAUGUGACAGCCAGCCGUUGUUGCCGGCUGCCGCCGGUGGGAAAAAAUUGUAAAAUUGAAAUCGCAAAAUGUUUGCUCUUCGUCACGCUGCUCCUAACGAGUGUUUGCUUUCGAAGCGUUUCGGGUGACGAUGCCGGAUCCUCUGGGGCAGCGGCGGCCCAGGACCAGAACCAGAAUCCGACGCCAACGGCUGAACCCGAAACAACGACCGGCUGUCCACCGCCGGAAUUCAAAAUUUCUCGGCCCCGAAAAAACAUGCCAUCGACGGAGGCACCCUUUGUGACCUUCGAGACGACCCAGGUUUAUCUGCCUCAGGAUUUUACCACGGCCGAUUUGGAACUGGUCGAUGGGGGCAGGGCAGCGCACGUUGCCGGCAGCUCAGGAGGAGCACUUGACGCCCACCAGCAUCAGAGUGCCGCCCUGCACGAGGAACAACACGAUACUCCCUUCUGGUGGGAGAUGGGGAUCCAAAAUGCCGAAGCCAGGGAAUCACUGGCCGCAGCAUCCUUCUCAUCCUUGGGCCACCAAAGCAAGAGCCGUGCCAGACGGAGUGUCUCGUUCUCAUCUCGGCCGGGUGGCCGAGUUCGCUUCCGACGAUCCUCAAACGCCAUCGGGGGACAUUAUCUGGGACAGCAGGAUAAUUCCCUGUUGCAUCAAGAGCUGACACCGGUCAUAGUGAUUAAUAACAUCUUCAACGAGAAUGACAGUGACCACAGCGUGUUUGAUAAUGUCUUCUUGAAUAGCAAUCAAAUGGAGCUGGACGACGAUGAUGCCGAGAAGAAUCGCUACGUGGAUAAGAACGAGAUCGGGGAAACGGUUGGGCAGGGAGAAGAUCUGCCGGUUGAUGGGACGGAAGAACUGAUGGGUGCUGCUGCUGCCGGGGCCAGUAGGUCUCGGGUAAAACGGAAGUCGGGCAAGACGACGGGUGCUCUAAGCAGGGCCAAGGGAAGCGGCGGAAGUGACAGCGGAAGCAAAAGCAUCACCCGGCACAACAAACAAGAUAACUCGGAAACGGACGAUUUGGACCAGGGACCUCACGAUGAAGCUGUCCCGAUCAUCGAAACCGAUCAACCUUCCGGGAGCAACAAAUCCCUAGUAUCUCGGGUGAAGCGUAAGUCUGGUAAGGCCACCGGUGCUCUGAGCCGACCGAAAGGUGGCAGCGAUAGUGGCAGUAAGAGUAUCAGUCGAAACGCCAACAAAGGUCAAUACGACGAGGACGGAGGUUACGUUCCACCGCUGCCGGAUUCUCACGAGAGCGUCGACGAGAAGGAAGAGAGUGAGGAAAUCGAGGAAAGUCCGGAGCUGCACCAGUUCCGGGAGGUAUCGGAGGUACGCUUUCCGGGAGAGGUAGGGCCCCUGGGGGGUCAUCGGCUGUGCAAGAUCCAAUGCAUCAAGGGUCACUGGAUUGGACCGCUAUGCGCAAUGAACGAACACGAGGUGGACGAGCAUGGACAGCUGAAAUUUGAACCCCUGUACAAACGCUGUGUGGUAGAUCACAUUCCGCCCCAUUUGCUGUUGAGCUACAAGAACGUUUCAGUGACGCUUGGAUGGGAUCUUCCUCAUGGCCAUACACUGCAGGCAAGAUGUCGCGAUUUAGGGCUCUACAAACUGUUAGGCGAAACGAAGGUCUUGUGUUCUAACGGGCUAUGGGCCCCCAAAAUGCCAUCUUGUGUGCCAACUACCCUCUUAACCAAUUAUUCAGAUGAUAGUCCCCCAUCGAUUCGGAUCAAAGUCGGAGUAGGAUCUGCUGCGUACGAACCUUCGGGUGUGUUAGCUGUUCUGCCAACCAGUACCAUUCAUCUGGAUUGUAUGUACCCGAGACGUCGAGGAUCACCUGAAUGGACCUGGACCGGAUGGUUCCGACAGUACUUAACCGGUUGGUCGGCGGUUCCGGAGGAAAAAGCCUCCCGCUAUCGGCUCACUAUCAAGGACAUCCAAAGCCAGGACUCGGGCACCUACACCUGUGCCUCACCACGGGGUCUCACCAACAGCAUUGUGAUUAUUGUUGCAGUAUCGCAAUGUACAUCUUUACUGGAACCGAAACCACCACUGUCUUUGAGGUUGGAAGGAAUUAAACUUGGUCAACGGGCUCUAUAUCGUUGCCCGCUCGGAUACACCUUACAGGGAACGGCCAAUGCCACUUGUCUAGCAUCAGGUAAGCAAGCAUAAGAUUUGAUUAGAAUC
Molecule: messenger RNA, 2798 nt
Organism: Uranotaenia lowii
Lineage: Eukaryota; Metazoa; Arthropoda; Insecta; Diptera; Culicidae
Product: locomotion-related protein Hikaru genki-like
Exons: 10
Coding region: 498-2783 (761 amino acids)
Source: RefSeq, a predicted model, not a curated record